Molecule: messenger RNA, 3039 nt
Organism: Caenorhabditis auriculariae
Lineage: Eukaryota; Metazoa; Nematoda; Chromadorea; Rhabditida; Rhabditidae
Source: the annotation of a GenBank genome assembly
AUGUUUCUUCUCACCUUUCUUUGCUUUUUAUGUGGUUUUGUUCGAAGCAGCGUCGACGAGUACCGCCUCCUGCAAUCUCUUAAAGAGGUACUUUUUUAAAAAGAAGAGAUCCGAGUUAGGAAUUUAGACAGUGAAGAUAUAUUUGGAAUGUGGACAUAAUAACGCCAAAAAUUGAAAAAGAAAUAAAAUUAAAAAAAUUAAAAGAACCUUUUGCGGGGCUUUUUAGCCAAAAAAACAUAAAGGGUUUCCGUUUCACAGGUCCAAAAAAAUGAUUUAUGGUAUAAUCCAGCAUACCAACAGUACCCAAAAAGUCGUGAAUGAUUUUUUAUGUGCACUCUACAUUUUUUUAUUCAAACAGUAAAUAUGAAAAAUAAAAGAAAGCAAGUUAAGUGUUAUCAUUUUGUUCAACUAUGAAUUCGUAAGCUUUUGCUUUUAUUUCUUAUAUUUCUAGGGGAUGCGGUCAUUUAAAAUAUUGGCAAAAAGCUGUUUUCAGUUUCUUGUUCAUGUUAGGUUUCUUCCUUUUAUAAAAACCCGGCAAACAAAACUGUUAAGUAGGCCGUUUUACGCGGAUUUCAAGGGUUUCUCUGCGUGUCAUGGCGAAAGCAUCAUAGGACCGUCAAAGUUAUUAUAAUUCAUAGAACUUUUUUUUGCUCUUUGCGAAAUUUAUUGCUAAACGGUUCGAAAACCAAGUUCAGAACUAUGAUCAUUUCGAGCGACCGGUGGAAAAUUCUUCGCAGCCUUUGGACGUACAUGUCAGAUUUCUUCUCAACCAGAUACUCGACAUUGUUUGUUGUACUCAUUCACCUCUUCAAAGUUUCAACAUUUCAGGACGAGAAAAACCAAGUAAUGUCGAUUCUCGCCUAUGUUGACUACGUAUAAUUCUAUUUUUUGUAAAAUAACGAAGAGCCGGAAUUCAGAACUGGAACGACUACAAACUCCGGUGGGAUCCAAAAAUGUACGGGGGAAUCACACACACUAGAUUUUCAGGUUGUUUUCUAAUUGAGAAAUAAUCAUACCUAUUUGCAUCCAAUUUCAGGAGACGAAGAUGCGCCUUUCAAACUCUGGAGACCAGACGUGCUUCUGUUCAACAGCGUCUCCCAGUCUUUCGAUUCGACCUACUCUUCUCGUCUGAUAGUCUCUCACACAGGAGACGUGCAACAGAAUCCGCCAGGCAUUUUCCGUUUCAUCUGCAAGGUUUGUGAGUUCGAAGCCAGGGAUCUUUCGACGAUAAACCGACGGCGAGUUCGAAUGAGCGACUCUUUCUGACUUGAAGGGAAAUGGGAAGUGGAAAUAUUGAUCAAUCUUACAGCAGGCUAAGAAUAAAUAAAAACGUAUUGAAACUAAUUUAACACUUUAAUUCAGAAAAAACUUUCUCAAUUUAUCUUUCAACAUUGCCAAAAAUAUCACUUGUCGCAAAUACCUGUUUCCAACAAUCUCUUUUUUCAGAUCGACGUCACUUACUAUCCUUUCGACAAACAAACCUGUUUUCUAAAGUUUGGAAGCUGGACAUAUAAUGGAAUGUACAUCAACCUCGACUUUUUGCUGAAGGAUAUGAUCGGUACAGUUUUCAAAGAUUUCAAAAAGUUGAAUGAUUGAAACUUUUAGAAAAUAUGAUAGUUCAAGAAUUCAGGAGUGAGUGGCUCUCGAGUGACUGUGGAGCCUCAGAGAUCUGAGCCAGACUCUCAGACUUAUUACGUGAACGAGUCGAUCGAUCUACAGGUCUACAUGAAAAACGGCGAAUGGGACCUCAUUGGUCAGUUUUUGAAAAACCUCAAAAUUGCAACUAGGAACUUUCAGGGACGCCAGGGAGACGUGUUGUGACGGCUUUUGGGGACGACGAAUACCAUGAGCUUUACUUCUACAUCCACAUCCAGCGUCGCACUUUGGCUUAUGGUUUGAUUUUCUGUUUUUGCAAAAACUCGAAUCGCAGGAAUCAACCUGAUUAUUCCUUCAUUGGUCAUCUCAAUGAUGACGGUCCUUGGCUUCACUCUUCCGCCAGACGCCUGCGAAAAAAUCACGCUUGGUACUACCUUUUUUAUUCUGUUUUUAUUAACGCAGUCACUGUCCUGACGAUUUGAUUAUCGAGAAAUUCGAUCAACGUCUUUUUCAGAAACAACGAUCCUCCUAUCAGUUAUCUUCUUCCUUCAAAUGGUUUCCAGCACUAGUCCGCCUCAAUCGACCGCCAUUCCCAUAUUAGGUACCACUUCUUUGAGACUUUGGACAAGGGGAAAGAUCUGUCCGAUGUGCCGUUCCUAGCACUAGCUGUGUUUCUGAGGUUUUCGAAAGAAUCCCGGUUGCAGCUGCCUUCUUCUCGUGCUGCCUGAUGUUAGUGGCAUGUUCUUGUGUCUUCACGGUCCUCAUGCUUUCCCUUCAUCAUCGCAAGCCUGAGACGCACACAAUGAGCCCUUUCGUGAGUUCCAUCCGGCUACAAAAUCCUUCUUUUCAUGUUGUUGUAAGUUUGACAGAUGAGAAAGUUUUUCGUCGAGUGGCUGCCUUAUGUUUUGAUGAUGAGGACGCCGGACCACCCGAAGGCGCCGAAAGCCAAGGUUUCGUUAGAGAAUGGGAGAAAGGAGUUCGAAAUGUAAGGAUAGGUAAUCGACAAGUCGAUCAUCCCCAUCCACCGACUGAGCACCUUCAUGCCGAUGCUCAACUUGCCGAGACCUUCCCAGACAGCCGUCCCUCUCAAGCCGCGCUCUAAUCUUUCAAGUUUACCCCUACUUCCCUGUCCAUUUGAAGAUUAUUCAUCAGGAAACGCCUGUGUUCUCAACUUUGCGAGGUUCUGCGAAGAGUUGAUGUCAGUGGAGUCUGAAAUCGGGAAGAUGCUCGAGAAGCUUGACGACGACACCAAGCACGAAAUGGUGAGUUUCUCCAUUGUCCAUCCCGAGACCGGCGGUCGACUGGAAAAGCGUUCAGCUGCGUUCCGAAUGGAAAUUCGCGGCGAUGGCCGUCGACCGCCUCUGUCUCUACCUCUUCUCCAUUUUCAUCACCGUCUCAACUUGUGGACUCAUCAUGCCUCACAUCACGGCAAACUUCUUAUGA